AUGGUCCCACCGUGUCACUUGGAUGGGGACCUCAGGGACGGCGAGCCGGAGAAAGCAAAGCCUUUGCCUGGGGACAGACGUCUGGGCAGCCCGAAUCGCUGCCAGCCCGAGGCCACGGGUGACGGAGAGGGCUGGCGUGUUCGGCAGGACAGAGCAUCUUCUGGGAGCACCUUCCCGGCUGCUGUCCCUGUCGAGGCGAGGUGGCGGCGAGGACACAGCCCGUGCCUGGGAGCUCAGGGCUGGGGGAGCACCCUGGGACGAGUCCCCUGUCCCGGAGGACACUGCCCUGGCACUCCUAUAGGGAUCUGCUCGCAGGCUUACCAGGUAGGGGGGUUUCUCCCCCCACCACGCUCGCUCCUAUUCACUCUCUGCAUCUCGCCUGCUUUAAGCAGCUCCUGGAGCGUGUGCAAACAAUUCCCGUUCGGAUGGGGAUGGCAGAGGUUUAUUGGCUUAGCCCUAGGUGCUAAAAUCCUCUUCAUUCAAGGCAGAUUCCUCUUCUCUUUUCAGAAAUUUCUCUCACUGCCUGGUGGCUCAUUUUUCAGCUGUCACAGCGUCCCCCCACUGCCCCCAUGCUGCUCAGUCCCCUCCAGCCCCAGCCUGGUCCCAAGGAACCAAAGGACAGCGGGGAAAAUCCCAACGAUGUGGCUGGAGGUUUGGGCUGUGUUUGGAGGAGAUGUGCUGGGAUCAGUCCCGCUCCCCACUAGGACAAGCACCCCGCUGCCUUUGCGCGUUUGCUUUGCAAAAGGACCUCACUGCACAACUGCAUUUAGCCUUCUGCGAGGGGGGCUGAUGGCUAAAUCAGCACUGCUCCUGCCUGCUCUUGCAGGCAGGAGCAGGCAGGGCAGACGAACAGUCCUGGCAGCCGGGAGUUUCCACGCUGAUGGGUGUCUCACGCAGUCCGGGAAUGAGAUGAACCGAACCAGCAGGGCCGGGAGGUCCUUGGGCAUCAGGUCAGAGUUGGUCCCACUGCAGCUGGCACUGUCCCCAUCAGAGCGGUCCCUUGUCACCUGCAUCCCCUCGGGGAGGCCCCAGGGUUGUCCCCUGCAUUUUGGGAUCAUGCAGAUGCCCGGCUUGCUCCCACCACCCUGCCAGCUCAAACACCUUGUGUCUCCCCAGCAGCCCGAGCGUCCCCCUGGGGAAAGGGGGGCACAAAGCGGGGGCUCCUUGUUCCCCGAGCAGGUCAUCGUUACUGGGGUGAGGCUGAAAUUCAAAAGCCCAGUGCCAAACCCCGGGAACAGCAGGCUCCUAGCCCAGGGCCUCUCCCCUGGCCCAUAUAGUCCAUGGCCGGGCACAGCUAUUGCUGCCUCCGUAAGUGCCAAAAUCCUGCACAGAGCAGAGCCCCCCUCGGGGUUUUCCUGGCUGCUUGGAGGAGGGUCAGACUUUUGCUCGGCUCCUGCAGCGAGGGAAGGCGUAUCAGCCGGCUGA
Molecule: messenger RNA, 1425 nt
Organism: Aquila chrysaetos chrysaetos
Lineage: Eukaryota; Metazoa; Chordata; Aves; Accipitriformes; Accipitridae
Exons: 2
Coding region: 1-1425 (474 amino acids)
Source: RefSeq, a predicted model, not a curated record